Molecule: messenger RNA, 3738 nt
Organism: Calliphora vicina (urban bluebottle blowfly)
Lineage: Eukaryota; Metazoa; Arthropoda; Insecta; Diptera; Calliphoridae
Product: nuclear receptor coactivator 6
Exons: 4
Coding region: 1-3738 (1245 amino acids)
Source: RefSeq, a predicted model, not a curated record
AUGAAGCUAUUAAGCCCUUUUGUUGGAUUUUUACUAGUGGGUCUAUGGGCUUCCGCCAUUGAAGCAGAUAUUUCUUUGUCUUUAAGAAACAAACAACAACAACAACAACAGCAGCAACAACAACAACAGACAUUUGAAGAGAAAAAAUAUGCCAAUUCCAGAUAUCAAGUCUUCGAGGUUCAUAACCAUUAUGAACCGGGUAAUGGAGAAAACAACCAGAAAUCACCAUCCGGAGCUGCUGAAGAAAUACGCAUCGAACACAUCAAUGCUCCGGCAGAUUUUCCUUUAGAUGAUCCCAAUUUGGAUGCAUCAUACUUGAGUUUCGCUACCGGCAAUGAAGACAGCAAUCAACAGAUUAUUGUAAAACAUGAGACCAAAACUGUUCAAACCAUUUCUAACAAUAUUCCAGUGCCUUUUCCCUCCAACUUUAAACACACCUUCCCAGAAAAAUCUAAUAAACAGCAGAACUUUAAUUCAGUACAACAAUCUGUCUCAUCUGUAGAACAAUAUCAACGAAAUCAGCAACAUGGUGUUAAUAGUUUUAAGACACAAACACAACAAUAUUCAAGACAGCCACAGCAAAAUUCUUUGAACACUCAAUCUCAAGCAUAUCAGCCAAUACAGCAAACUGGUCAUAAUUCUGGCAGCAAAACUGGAAAGGAAUACUUGCCGCCAAUUCCCAAAAAAUCUACAACUCAUCAACAAGGAUCAGUUAAAAGCCAACAAAACUUUGUACCAAAAGCUCCUUUCAAGGGUCCCGAUUAUUUGCCACCUCAACAACAUGGUUCAACUCAAAGCCAGCAGAAUUUUGUACCAAAUGCUCCUUUCAAGGGUCCCGAUUAUUUGCCACCUCAACAACAUGGCUCUGCUCAGUCCCAGCAAAACUUUGUAGCCAAUGCUCCUUUCAAAGGACCCGAUUAUUUGCCACCUCAACAGCAAGGUUCUGCUCAAUCCCACCAAAAUUUUGUACAAAAUGCUCCUUUCAAGGGUCCCGAUUAUUUGCCACCUCAACAACAUGGUUCAGCUCAGUCGCACCAAAAUGCUCCUUUCAAGGGUCCUGAUUAUUUGCCACCUCAACAACAUGGUUCUGCACAAUCCCAGCAAAACUUUGUUCCAAAUGCACCCUUCAAGGGUCCCGAUUAUUUGCCACCUCAACAACAUGGUUCUGCACAAUCACAACAGAACUUUGAACAUAACGCUCCCUUCAAGGGCCCUGAUUAUUUACCACCAUCAGAGCAAUCAACGUUCCGCCCAAGUACACCAUAUAAUGAACCCGAGUAUACACCAUCUCAACAACCUAAUUUCAAGGGUCCAGAUUAUCUACCGCCACAGGGAAACUCUGUUCAGCAACAGAAUAAACCUUUCAGGUCUGGUAAAUCAUUUAAAGGAGCAGAUUAUUUGCCACCCCAACACCAUGUUCCAGGAAAAUCUCAACAAAUAAAUCAGAAUCAAAACACUGCAUUUAAGGCUCCGGAUUAUUUGCCACCCCAUCAGCAACAACAACAGGUAACAUCCAACCAAAAUACUCCAUUUAAGGGUCCGGAUUACUUGCCACCCCAACAACAACAACAGCAGAUAAAAUCCAACCAAAAUACUUCAUUUAAGGGUCCGGAUUACUUGCCACCCCAACAACAACAACAACAACAGCAGAUAACAUCCAACCAAAAUACUCCAUUUAAGGGCCCCGAUUACUUGCCACCUCAACCGCAACAAAAGCAAACCAACUUCCAGCAAAGCAAUCAAUUUAAAGGACCAGAUUAUUUACCACCAAAUCAUUCCAAAAAUAAUGCACCAUUCAAAGGUCUCGAUUACUUGCCACCUCAAGGAAUUCAAGUUCAGGCAUAUCAGACACAAAUUGAAAGCUUACCCUCUGGUUACGACUUCCAAAAACCUCCAAACUCCGAACAGGCUAUAGCAGAAUUACACACUCUUCCCGGUCAAUCGCCUCAAUAUCAAGAAGUAACUGUACAAUCUCAAAUUCAAGUGGCUGGUCGUGAACAAGGAUCUGACAUUGUUUAUGGAACAUCGAAACAGGCAAACCCUCCCCAAAACAAUGGCUAUUUACCACCUGGUUAUGAUACUCCAAAACCAGAAAAUUCUGAACAAGCUAUAAAUCAGUUACAUAAUCAAGAGCAAACAACUGCUAGACAAUCUUUCAAAGCUUCGGAGUAUUUACCUCCCGGUUAUGAUUUCCAAAAGCCUGAAAAUGCCGAACAAGCCAUAAACCAAUUGCAUAGUUUGGAUCCAUCAUUUCAACAAACUAGUCGCUCGGCAACUGAGGAAGAUGUUUCAGGUCAAUCGUAUAGUAGUAAUGGUUUUUUACCAGCCGGUUAUGAUUUUCAAAAACCUGCAAAUUCUGAACAAGCCAUAAAUCAAUUACAUAGUCUACAGAAUUCGUACAAAUCAGCACAAACUCAGUCCUACAGUCAACAACAAACGCAGUCUCAGGUAACUCAAGUUAGACAAAAUUUCCAAGCUCAAACUUACCAGGGAAGUCAACAGUUUAAGGGUCCUGACUAUUUGCCACCCACAACUGGUACUCAACAGUUUAAGGGUCCUGACUAUUUGCCACCCGCAUCUGUUAUUCAACAGUUUAAGGGUCCUGACUAUUUGCCACCCGCAUCUGGUUCUCAAACAUUCAAGGGUCCCGACUAUUUGCCUCCUAAUUCCGGUUCUCAAAAUUUUAAGGGUCCCGACUAUUUGCCACCCACUACUGGCUCUCAAAACUACAAGGCUCCUGAUUAUUUACCACCCACUACUGGCUCUCAAAACUACAAGGCUCCUGAUUAUUUACCACCCACUACUGGCCCUCAAAACCACAAGGCUCCUGAUUAUUUACCACCCGCAGCUUCGGGGCAAACAGCAGUUCUCCAAAACAAUCAAUACAAUUCACAAGUUUUUAAAGGUCCCGAUUAUUUGCCACCCGUAAAUGUAAAACAAUCUUAUGAACCACAGCAACAAUCACAAUUUAAGGCUCCUGAUUAUCUACCACCCACCAGACAAGGUUUUAAACCCUCGACUAUGUAUCCUUUAAGCAGUUAUAUGACCAACGUUAAGCCUAACGAUCGUUAUGCUAACUCAAGAAGACCAUUUCCUGAAUACGGGCUACCACCAAGCAAAACGGCUGCAGUUUCUACCAGUUACGACUUAUCACCCAUGUAUCGCGAACCGGCUUCCCGGCCUCAGUAUUAUGCACCCACAAUGUCCUACUCCAACAAUGCGUUCAACAGUCAAACCUACACCACCUUUACACAAAAACCCUACCAAAGCACGCCAGCACUCAGUGAGCAAACACGUCAAACAUUGCAAACCUUCAUGCCUGAGGAUUUACGCCAAAAGGCCACAACGGUCCAGUAUAAUUCCCCAAGCGCGGUUACAGUGGCCGCAACAACGGUGCAAACUACUCAACCAACUACGUCUAAAAUUCGCACCGUGCAAAUUGUCAAUACCAAGGCCGUCAAAACUUUGAAAGUACUGGAAUCAUUAGAUCAUGCUGGUGUCAAGACUAUUAAAAUUUUGGGUCCCUCACUUGAACAACCCAUGGGUGAUCAUCGUGUUGUCAAGGUAGUAAGCGGUGGUCAUGAGCAAAACGUACAAACGGUAAAGAUUUUCAAUGAUCAUCAAGAUGUUACAGCCAACACAAAUGUUGGGCAAAACCAAAAUACCGGCUAUUUGCCACCCAGACGCAAACGUAAUCCCAAUAGUAAAACAAAGGCAAAAGGUCGUCGUCGUAACUGA